This is a messenger RNA of Scutellospora calospora, 552 nucleotides long. Lineage: Eukaryota; Fungi; Glomeromycota; Glomeromycetes; Diversisporales; Gigasporaceae. The record is from the annotation of a GenBank genome assembly.
AAAAGAAAAAAAUCAACAACAGAAAUUGGAGAUAAUUAUGAAACAAAACUAAUGAUCGACCUUGUUCAAAAUGGGUUUAAUGCAUAUAUUACCAAGACAAAAAUCAAGAAAGAUGGGAAACUGAUAUGCGUUGGGGAUGGAGGAAUUGAUUUGUUUGGAAGUUAUAUGAAUAUGCAUUAUAUAAUUCAAGCUAAAUGUAGAACUGAUGAAGAAUCAUAUAUUCCUCCUAGUGAAAUUAGUAAAUUCAUAGCAGUUUUGAUGCAACAACCUGAAAAUACAGUAGGGUUUUUUGUAUCUAAUGCAAAAUAUUCAACAAGAUCUCAGAAUCUUGCAAAUAAUUCUAGAGUAAAAUUGAUAUUAUGCAAUGAUGAUAAUUUAAUCAAUAAAAUCAAAGAAGUGCAGAGAUUAUAUCCUGAUUCAGAUCGUGAUAUUAUAAGUAUUGAAGAUAUAACAACUGAUGAAAACACAAAAACAGAAAUAUUUGGUAUAAAAAUUGAAGGAAAGAUUAGGAUAGGAAAACUUAGAAAGAUUAGAUCUAUAACUCCUUACUGA